This is a messenger RNA of Hypomesus transpacificus, 2514 nucleotides long. RefSeq names its product spastin (gene spast). The record is from RefSeq and is a predicted model, not a curated record. Gene Ontology annotation, cellular component: microtubule cytoskeleton. The coding region runs from base 1 to 1758 and encodes 585 amino acids. The transcript is spliced from 17 exons. NCBI's taxonomy places the organism in Eukaryota, Metazoa, Chordata, Actinopteri, Osmeriformes, Osmeridae. Gene Ontology annotation, molecular function: ATP binding; ATP hydrolysis activity; microtubule severing ATPase activity.
AUGAGUUCCACGGGAGGAAGAGGCAGAAAAAAGAGAGGCGCUGCAUUCACACCAGACGGAGACACUUGCGAUCAGGUGUCGCUACAUAGGCGGAACUUGUAUUACUUCUCUUACCCGCUACGGGCGUUGUUUGCGUUGAUUCGAUUCCUCGCUGAGCAUUGUGGCGUGCUCUUCGCCUGGUUAUGCGAGGGACUUUCCCGACCUAUGGUUACGAGACCAAAAACACAGGCAAAUCCGCAAGGGAACAACAAGGUGUGCGAGGACAGCGGUGAGCGGAUAAGGAACCACCACAAGCAAGCUUUUGAAUACAUCUCUGUUGCAUUAAGAAUAGACGAGGAUGACAAAGGGCACAAGGAGAAGGCCGUCCAGUGGUACAAACGGGGUAUCACUGAGCUUGAGAGAGGUAUCGCAAACGAGAUCACAGGAAAUGGGGAGCAAUUUGAGCGCGAUAAACGCCUGCAGGCCAAGAUGACUACAAAUCUCAUUAUGGCAAAAGAUCGCCUGGAGCUUCUUGCAAAGCUUUCAGGGCCAGAUCAGAGAGCCACUUAUACAGAGAGUACAAACCAAUCGUACCAUAAUGGCCAUCUACACUCAGUUAGUGGCACUGUGCCCAAAAGGAGGGACUCCCUGACACACUCCAGUCACUCCCUUCCACGACCAAAGCACACACAGAAACCCUCCUCUUCGGGUGGGCACAGCAGUCACCAGCGAUCUCCGAGCUUUAGCGGGCUGUCCACCACCCACACACACCGACCUGGCCCCCAGCCCAACAGCAAUAAGGGUAAAGCCAGCAACAGACAAAACGUCAAACCCCCCACGACCACCCUGCAGAAAAAGAAGGACACGAAGAACCUGAAGAAUGUGGACAGCAAGCUUGCUAACCUCAUCCUCAAUGAGAUAGUGGACAGUGGCUCGGUUGUGAAGUUUGAAGAUGUUGCUGGCCAGGAUUUGGCUAAGCAGGCCCUGCAGGAGAUAGUAAUUCUGCCCACACUGAGGCCGGAGUUGUUUACAGGGCUACGGACCCCAGCACGAGGCCUCCUCCUUUUCGGCCCUCCGGGCAAUGGAAAAACCAUGUUGGCGAAAGCAGUGGCCAUGGAAUCAAACGCAACCUUUUUCAACAUAAGUGCCGCCAGCCUGACCUCAAAAUACGUAGGGGAGGGAGAGAAGCUGGUCCGAGCUCUGUUUGCAGUGGCUAGAGAACUGCAGCCCUCUAUAAUCUUUAUUGAUGAAAUUGACAGUCUGCUCUGCGAGAGAAGAGAGGGGGAGCACGAUGCCAGCAGACGACUGAAAACAGAGUUCUUGAUUGAAUUUGAUGGGGUGCAGUCUGGGGGUGACGAAAGGGUGUUGGUGAUGGGUGCUACCAACAGGCCUCAGGAACUGGAUGAGGCUGUUCUCAGGCGAUUCGCAAAACGGGUGUACGUGGCUUUACCGACAGAUGAGACCCGGUUAAAACUUCUAAAGAACCUCCUGGGAAAGCAUGGCAACCCGCUGACUCAGAAAGAACUCUCCCAGUUGGCGAGAAUGACGGAGGGUUACUCUGGCAGUGACCUGACAUCGCUAGCUAAGGAUGCUUCCCUCGGCCCCAUUCGAGAGCUGCAACCAGAGCAAGUUAGAAACAUGGCGGCAAACGAGGUGCGGGGCAUCAUUUUCUGUGACUUUGUGGAGUCCUUGAAGAAGAUCAAGCGGAGUGUUGGCCCCCAGUCACUGGACCAGUAUGUGCGCUGGAACAAGAACUACGGGGACACCACAGCUGUAUGACACCCACCCACAAACACACACACACUCACAGACUGACAUACAUACUUUCUUUGGUGAAUAAAAAAUAAAAAACAUGACCUAAAUAUGGCUCUGACAAUUGGACAGUCAUUUUUCUGACUUUGAAGCAAUUCUUCACACAUCUCACACUGAAAGUUCAUUCUACUGAGCUGUUUGCACAUAGCAUACGUGCAUUACGUCACUCUAGGCCUUACGUCAUGCAUGAUAUACAAUGGGAUCUGUGCCUUAGUUUUUUUUUUACAAAAAACAGGUGCUUCCCUUUUCUCUUGGUUCCACGGCAAUUCUGUACACAGGACUUGAAAUGACACUGCCUGUUCUCUGAGACGUAAAAAUACUGUGUUAUUUGAAGUUAUUAAGUUAAGUUGAAAUUUAAUUUCCUCUGAACAUACCAGGGGAGAUUUAAGUAGCAUAAAUGUAUCGAUCUUCCUUAUUUAUGCAUUUUUCUGCAACAACUACGUUUUGUAUUGUUGCCCAUUCUCCUUUUUGUUUUUUGUUUUUUCACACCCGUCGGCAACCAUUCCUGUUAUUUCCAUUUGUUCAUCAUUUGUUCUUUACCAUUCCCGGUGCAUGUUUAGUCGUUUUCAGCACUGCACAUGUGUUAACUUGUUCCAAGUGAGUAGCUAUUUUCCUUUAUCUUAGCUUAACUUUGUUAAUGCAUAAGAUUAUCUUGCCUUAGCUCAUGCUUUACUUAACCCUUUCAGUGCACAAAAUUGGCCAGGUCCAGCACCUGUAACAACC